UACUUGCUCCCAAAUCUGUUUUCGAUUCACAUUCUGGUUCAAAGUAUAUUAAAAACAUAAAAUAUGAAGUUUUGUCUUCAUGCGAACGGGCUCAUUGCGAGCAGGUUUUUGCGAAAGUUUUCAAAGUUAAAAGACGGGCUUGGUGUGAGAUAUUCUUCGCAAUAUUACAAAGUAGAUGAUAAUAUAUUUGGUCUUAAUGAACAACAAAGAGAGCUUCGGGAAUUAGUAUUUAAUUUCGUGCAAAAAGAACUUGCACCGAAAGCUGCCGAGAUCGACAGAAAGAAUCAUUUCGAUGAGUUCCGAGAUUUUUGGAAGAAGCUUGGCAAUCUCGGUUUACUAGGUAUAACAGUAAAGCCCGAGUACGGUGGCACGGGUGGCUCUUACAUGGACAAUAUUAUUGCUAUGGAAGAACUGAGCCGAGCAUCGGCUGCUAUAGCGCUUAGCUACGGGGCUCAUUCGAAUUUGUGCAUUAAUCAGAUCCACAGAAAUGGGACGGAAGAGCAGAAGCAAAAAUAUUUGCCGAAACUGUGUACCGGGGAGCACGUUGGGGCUCUCGCGAUGUCGGAAACGACUUCUGGAUCCGACGUGGUUUCAAUGAAAUUGCGCGCUGAAAAGAAGGGUGACUAUUACGUUUUAAAUGGUCACAAAUUUUGGAUCACCAAUGGGCCUGACGCGGAUACUCUGGUUGUUUAUGCAAAAACGAAUCCGAACGCGAUUAAACCGCAACACGGUAUCACAGCAUUUAUCGUUGAACGAGGUUUCGAAGGUUUUAGCUCAGGAAAAAAGUUGGAUAAAGUCGGUAUGCGAGGUUCUAACACGGGCGAACUUGUCUUCCAAGAUUGUAAAGUUCCUGCUGAGAAUAUACUCGGACAAGAAAACAAAGGCAUCUAUGUGCUAUUCAGCGGUUUAGAUUUGGAGAGAUUGAUCUUAGCAGCAGGUCCUGUAGGAAUUCUUCAAGCCUGCUGCGACGUGGCCUUCGAGUACGCGCACACGAGAAAACAGUUUGGGAAGCCGAUCGCAGAAUUUCAGAUGAUACAAGAAAAAAUAGCGUACAUGUACACGAGUCUGAGCGCAUGCCGAAGUUAUUUGUACUCUGUAGCUAGAUCUUGCGACGCAGGAAAUACAAACAGAAAAGAUUGCGCGGCCGUAAUACUAUAUACCUCUGAAUGCGCUACGAACGCUGCGUUGAACGCGAUUCAAAUACUAGGCGGGAAUGGCUAUAUAAAUGAUUACCCUACCGGACGGUAUUUACGAGACGCGAAAUUGUACGAGAUCGGUGCUGGUACCAGCGAAAUUCGCCGGAUGGUAAUCAGUAGAGCGAUUAGUGAAGAAUAUAUGUAAAGGAAUCUUCUUUCUACCAAUUUCUGAUACCAAUUUAUUCUUGUAAUUUUUGUAAAAGACUAGAAGAUAAAGAAAAUGUUUUUUACAACGUCGCGAUAAAUCAUCGAGCGUCUAUGAAUUAUUUUUAAUCCUCUUUGUUAGUCAGUUCCGCUUUUAGCGAUUAGAGGUACUAUGGAGUUAUCGCGCGGGCAAUUAAUAGGUCAUCGGUUUUGCCAAUCUGCAUAUGAUUCCGAUAGAUAUCUGUAUAUACUUUCCUAAUAUCGCGUAAGUCGAGAUAAAUGAGUCACUAGAACGGCUCAGCCUUAAAACUAUGAUUGACUAACCUUUCGCGCUAUAGGUUGCUAAUUUAAGUUAAACUUACGUACCACUCUCUCUUUCUCGGUUUAGUCCACGCACCCCCUUUUACUUCUUUCUCUUUCUCUCUUGAUUUAGUCUCAUUAAUCACGGUGCGGCCGAACUAAUUAGAUCGGAACCACAUAGGGGCGAGUAGGUUUCGGUUACUCGGCGGUCUCGUUAUUCGGUGAUAGAGAUAGGGAAGUGUGGCCGUGGGUCUCGUGACAGGCGAAGAUGUCCCUUAAGUUUACCAUAGGAAAUUAUUACGAGACCUAUGUGAGUAACAGCCCGAACCUCUCUCUCUUUCUAUUUAAUAAUUCUCCCAUUCGUUAUUUAAUUUCGGUGAUAUACAAUUUCCGACGAACCGUGUUCCCUGCAUCGCAUUCAUUGAAGUUACACACAGUGCAACCCAGAGACGUUACAUAUUGUAUCAUCUCCUUCGUCAAUAACUCGAGGAAAAGAACCCAUUGUAAUUCACGAAUGUGUUAAUAAAUCGUUUACGUGCAACAUUUAA
Messenger RNA from Ceratina calcarata, 2188 nucleotides. RefSeq names its product isovaleryl-CoA dehydrogenase, mitochondrial. NCBI's taxonomy places the organism in Eukaryota, Metazoa, Arthropoda, Insecta, Hymenoptera, Apidae. Gene Ontology annotation, molecular function: 3-methylbutanoyl-CoA dehydrogenase activity; flavin adenine dinucleotide binding. Gene Ontology annotation, cellular component: mitochondrion. The coding region runs from base 64 to 1341 and encodes 425 amino acids. The record is from RefSeq and is a predicted model, not a curated record. Gene Ontology annotation, biological process: L-leucine catabolic process. The transcript has 8 exons.